AUGACCAUCGUUCACAUCGUACUUUUCAAGUUCCGAUGCGAAACGGAGCUCAGCAUCCGCGCGGCCUUUGUCCGAGAACUCAAGUCUCUCAAGAAUCUGGCAUGUGUCAAACACCAACGCCUGAUAGUGGGUGGGCCCUCGAUCACCGAUCCGGCCUCCAAAAGCAAGGGCUUCCACUAUGCGCUGGUGAGUUAUCAUGCCGAUCGGGCCGCGUUGAACCGAUAUCAGGCAAGCUCUGAGCAUGCGAGAGUGACGAGUCAGUAUUUUAUCCCGUACCAAGAGGAUCUUGUGCGCUUCGAUUUUGAAACGGACCCUGAGGAUGAGGAUUUAUUGGGAUUCGGCGGCUGGGCAGGAGGGGUCGAUCGAUGA
This is a messenger RNA of Penicillium oxalicum, 369 nucleotides long. Its product is annotated as Dabb family protein. The transcript is spliced from 3 exons. Lineage: Eukaryota; Fungi; Ascomycota; Eurotiomycetes; Eurotiales; Aspergillaceae. The coding region runs from base 1 to 369 and encodes 122 amino acids. The record is from RefSeq and is a predicted model, not a curated record.